Cylicostephanus goldi is the source of this 498-nucleotide messenger RNA. NCBI's taxonomy places the organism in Eukaryota, Metazoa, Nematoda, Chromadorea, Rhabditida, Strongylidae. The record is from the annotation of a GenBank genome assembly.
UUGAUUUUAACAUAUAUAAGUAUUACAGCACUUGAGGGUAUCCACUGCGUCUUUGUGGCGGACUUACUUAAUCUUGGCCUCAAUCAGACAACUUACGAUAAGGAGUGGAAUUUGACAGCGCAUAUAGCUAACUAUUUUGAAAAUGCUAGGAUACGUUCUUCUGGAGGACUUUGGACUUACGGAUAUAAUAUGCGAGCACAACAUGAAGAUUUUAACGAUGUGUUCAAGAAUAUGUCAACCAACUGGGCCGAUUUCGCUACAAAUGCGAAACAGUAUUUGAAAGUCAACCCUAAAGGCGAAAACUGUUUUCCUCCAGGAGGUAAUAAAAGGCCAGAAGCAUUUGUACUCUCCAAUACCUCGUCCCAACUUUCUCCAAACAACAACAAAAACAAAUGGAAAAUUUCAACGCCGUCACUCUCCGAAGAAAAAAUGCGUGGCGCUCGAAAUACUGCUAACAUAUUCUGUAUUUACCGCGGUGUUGUGACGUGCGACAGUUAA